Messenger RNA from Vespula vulgaris, 616 nucleotides. It is a transcript of the gene MED10, whose product is annotated as mediator of RNA polymerase II transcription subunit 10. The transcript has 3 exons. NCBI's taxonomy places the organism in Eukaryota, Metazoa, Arthropoda, Insecta, Hymenoptera, Vespidae. Gene Ontology annotation, biological process: positive regulation of transcription by RNA polymerase II. Gene Ontology annotation, molecular function: transcription coregulator activity. Gene Ontology annotation, cellular component: chromatin; mediator complex. The record is from RefSeq and is a predicted model, not a curated record. The coding region runs from base 47 to 442 and encodes 131 amino acids.
AUAAGGUGAUAUUAAGCGUAUUCGUAGCCUGGUGUAAAUAGUAAAGAUGGCUUCAGCUUUGGAAAAUUUGGAAACACAAUUAGAACUUUUUAUCGAAAAUGUUAGGCAGAUUCGAAUAAUAGUUAGUGAUUUUCAACCUCAAGGUCAAAAUGUACUCAAUCAAAAAAUUCAAGGUCUUGUAAAUGGAUUACAAGAAAUAGAUAAACUCAAAUCACAAGUUCAAGAUGUCCAUGUACCUUUAGAAGUAUUCGAUUAUAUUGACCAAGGUAGAAACCCACAAUUAUAUACUAAAGAUUGUAUAGAAAAAGCAUUGACGAAGAACGAACAAGUUAAAGGAAAGAUAGAUGCAUACAGAAAAUUUAAAGCUAACAUGUUAGUGGAAUUAAAUAGAGUAUUUCCAAAUGAAUUAGCUAAAUACAGAGCAGUACGUGGAGACGAAUGAAAAAUCAAGCAAUCAAACGAUUCAUUAAAGCUGAUAUGUACCAUACAUGUUCAUUAGAAAUUUAAUUAUCAAAUCUUUUUUUGCUUUCUAAAAUGAAUCGUUAUUAUCUUGUAUAUAUUAGACAUAAAUGUUUAUUGCCAUUUAUAACGUCAAUAAUAUAACAUUUCUAAGAUA